AUGGAAGUUUGUAGUUAAUGACUCAACAAAAGAAAUGUAUUCUGUAUGUGUGUGUGUGUGUGUGUGUGUGUGUGUGUGUGCGCGCAUGCGCGCUGAUGACUAUAAGUUUCUAGAGUGUGCAUGCAUUGAGUGUCUAUUUUCACCUGCUGUGUUUCCACACACACCCACACCCACCCCCAGUUAUAUUGACAGUAAAACGGACGAAACGCUCAGAAGUUUCUGUUAGUUAUUCAUCCACCAACAUCAUGAUUGGAAGAGUUGUUUUUCUGGGACUGCUGCUCAUCUGUGUGGCUGAAGUUGCUGGGGAGAACUCUGGACUCCUGAGAAAGCCUUCCUGUCCUAACUUUGGUGAGGAGAUCAUGGCGUGCCCUCUGAACCUCGCUCCCGUGUGCGGCAGCGAUGGAAACACCUAUGCCAACGAGUGUACCUUGUGUGCCCAGAGACAAACAACCAAGAUGGACAUUUUGGUUGCCAAAGAGGAAAGCUGCUGACCUGCGCAGGGGAUGAUGUCACCGCUAUGGGGUGACCAAUCAGGAUCUGAUUAUCGACCCAACAUGGAUCUGUGAAAUUACAAUUCCUAAAUGUUUGUCAAUGCAAUAAGUAAUAAAUGUAUAUCAGCA
Perca flavescens (yellow perch) is the source of this 620-nucleotide messenger RNA. RefSeq names its product serine peptidase inhibitor, Kazal type 4 (gene spink4). NCBI's taxonomy places the organism in Eukaryota, Metazoa, Chordata, Actinopteri, Perciformes, Percidae. Gene Ontology annotation, molecular function: protein binding. The coding region runs from base 246 to 491 and encodes 81 amino acids. The record is from RefSeq and is a predicted model, not a curated record. The transcript is spliced from 4 exons.